CGCUGUCAAUGUCGUACUAAUAUCGAAAUCUAGAUGUAGUGGAGCAUGGACACAUCAGGUUAUUAUCCAAAUUUGCUUCCAAAAUAACGGGCAGCUCUUAACUAACAACGGCUAACCUGCUUCACUAACACUGAAUAACGAUGGAAUUUCGACUUGACAGCAGAGCAGCCGUUGACUUGUGAAAGCUGCCUGAAUGAGAUUGAGGACGACGAGUGUCUACAGGCUCUUCAGACGGUGUGGCAUACCGAUUGUUUCAGGUGCUCCGUGUGCGACACUUUGUUGAGCAGCUGGUACUUUGAGAAGGAUGGGAUGCUGUUCUGCAAGAGUGACUACCUGUACAACUACGGCGAAGUGUGCCAGAACUGCUCGGAGAUUAUUACUGGCCCAGUCAUGGUUGCAGGGGACCAUAAAUUUCAUCCCGAAUGCUUCUGCUGUGCAAGCUGUCAUGCAUUUAUUGGGGAUGGAGAUGCAUACGCCUUAGUAGAGCGUUCCAAGCUUUAUUGUGGGCCUUGCUACCGGCACCACAUGCAGCCUCUCAGUCCACACAGUGUCCUGGCUGGGCCACACAGCAUCCAACUGCUCGAGAUUCCCGCGAGCAGGGGGACGCGCAGCAUCAAGCUGGGCUCGCCUUGUCUUGGCCAUCACGGGGUCCACAUCACCGACCUGGAUGUCAGCCCCGACCUCAUGGCAUUACACAUUGGUGACAAGAUCCUCGAAGUCAAUGGUACACCUCUCAGCAGCCAGUCUCUGGAAGAGGUUGAAGAGCUCAUCAAGUCAACAAAUAAAGUGCUGCAUCUGACCAUUGAGCAUGAUCCAAGCAGUGUCCCAAAGUGUCCUCUUCUCUGUCCUCCCAGAAGGAAAGCUUUGAGUGACAAGGAAAGGCGAUACAAAAGAAAGGAUGAAGGCGUCAUGGGCUCGAGUGGCACGAGGUCACGCCAGCUGAAGAGGUCCAGUGGUGGCAGGGAGCGCUCCUCGUCUCUUCCUCGUCUACUAGUCAGUGAUUCAUCUGCGUGUGGCAGCCAGCCAUCUUUAGACCUCAGUCGAACCAAGUCGUUCCGUGUUGAGCCAAAGAAUCAGAGGAUUUUCCGGGCGUCUGACCUGGUCCAAGGGAAGCUCUUGGGAAAGGGCUUUUUUGGCCAAGUGUACCUGGUUACCCACCGAGAGACGGGUGAGGUGAUGGUUGUCAAAGAGUUGCACCGGUUGGAUGAGGAGGCCCAGCGAAACUUCCUCAAGGAGGUGGCUGUGCUGCGUUCCCUGCACCAUGAAAAUGUGCUGCGCUUCAUUGGUGUGCUGUACCGAGACAAGCGGCUGCACCUGGUCACUGAGUACGUCAGUGGGGGAUCCCUGCGUAGCCUGCUUCAUGACUCGAGUGAACCCCUACCCUGGCUGCAGAGGUUGCGUUUGGCCAGGGACAUUGCGGCAGGAAUGUGCUAUCUUCACUCCAUGAACAUCAUUCACAGAGACCUGAAUUCUCAUAACUGCCUGGUCAAAGAGGAUCGAACAGUCGUGGUGGCUGACUUCGGGCUGGCUCGUGUCAUGAGUGAUCCCAGUGUUGCCGGAGUUGGCCGCAGAAGCUCUAGUGGCAAACGUGCCUCAGCCGGUAGUGUAGGGGCCGGCAGCAAACGGCCUGAGCGCAAGAAACGCUACACGGUUGUGGGCAACCCAUACUGGAUGGCGCCCGAAAUGAUGACUGGGAAGCUGUACGACGAGAAGGUUGACAUCUUUUCCUUUGGUAUCGUCCUCUGCGAGAUAAUUGGCAGGGUACAGGCUGACCCCGACUAUUUGCCCAGAAGCAAUGACUUCGGACUCAACAGCGUUGUGUUCAAAGAGAAGUUUUGUGCAAGUUGUCCAGAGCCCUUCUACCGCAUUGCCUUCUUGUGCUGCGACGUGGACCCAGAGAAGAGGCCCCCGUUUGAGCUGCUCCAGAAGUGGCUGGAAGGAAUAUCCCUGCACCUCAUUGUGGAUAGCCCUCUUCCCAAAGAACUAAUGAGUGACAUAGCUAACUACCAGGGUGCAGUUGCCGCCAGUGCAGAUUCUACACCAGAGUCUAUGACACCGCCUGAAUGCGGACGGCCUCCCUUGAGAACUAUCAGUGAGCAGGCUUUGGAUUCCCCUCGGUCAUCACUAGAGUUGGUCUAAAUUGCAGCACCCCAGCAUUUCAUGGUAUUGCUCAUUACGACUCUAUGCAUCGUGCAAGUGCUUACAAAACUGAACUACAAAUGUGUUGUGUACUUGAACUAAAAUGUCUCUCUGCUGAGACAGUGGAAAGCUAACCAUUAGGCGAGUUAUGAGACUUGUUCUUUCUGAGAACAGUAGUCUCGUGUUACCGAUGAGUCUGCACAUGUUGUGUAUACCCAUUCUGGAUAUAUUUUGUGUUCUAUAUUGAUCUUGCUUAUCUUUUGCAUUUAGUUACGUGCAAAAAUGUCAGUCUUUCUUUUUUAUAUAUGCAUAUGUAGCCCUGUACGAGUGUUAUGGGAUUCUGCAAGCUUACCUCUUUGAGAAAGUGCGUGAAACAACGUAAGACUUUGUCUGCGUGGCCAUGUUAGAUACUAAGUGCAAUGACACUAAUGAACUGUGAAUUGUCUCACGUUUGUUGCUACUAUGCUCGAUCGUGAGGAGAAAAGUGCCGGUUAUCAGCAAUGCCCUUUUUUUUUUGUUGAUACAGAGGACGUUGUUUCUUGCAGCAACUGGAAGCAUUUAUGCAAGCAUGCAAGAUAAUUGAAAUGAUGAAAAGAGACCUAAGAAAAAUCAUCACGUCAUGGCUAACCUUAUAUAAAAACUCCUAAGCUAGUUAGUUCUGUGUGGCACUGAGUGAAUUGCACAUGCAUGCUCAAAGGUGCUGGCCUAUGUUCUGUUUAUGUGUUGUAUUCCUUUAGUACGGUACCUAACCUUUAAUACGAAGUCAAGUUUGAAAGUGGCAGUAUUUUUUUUUCUUUUUUAAAGAGCUGAAAAGUUUUUUAAUGGGGGUUGUUGCUGGAGCCAACAUCUUAACAAGUAGGCUUCUAUUCUUUAUGGCUGGUAGCAACCUCUCCAAAUGAAAACCAGUGCGAAUUGAGCCUUUUUUCUGAGAAUUUCUAACCCUUCUAUUCACCGUGAAAUUGACACUGCCAGUGGGCACUUGCUCUUGUUAGAGCUAAACACCGAACUCCCAUUCUGUCCUGUCAACCAUUUCGUAUAGCGAGGCCCGUAAGGAAAGCACUGAAGAGGAGAAGUCCGCUUGAUGAAACAUUGGCUCUGUGAUACCCUGUCUUCAAGAAUUUCUUGUCUCUUCGCGGUUCUAUAUUACCUGGGACUUCUGUGUUGUUUAGUGUUGUUCUUUCUGUGUCAAGAGAGCUCCACUUAAGAAUGAUUGCUGUCUGGCAUGAAAAAUUCUGCCAAGAAAGCUGGACAAUUAAAGCAAUUUCAAGACACCUGUGGUCAUACAAACCUUGAUAGAGCCAGCAAACUAGGUGCGCGGUGUCUGCCUGGUGUAAUGAUAGCUCAUUUGUCUUUGUACACAGUGGCAAUGUAAGGAUAGCAAUAUGACGGGAACAGCCAGCUCAAAUACCAGUAAGGCCAAUAUUGUUUCCAUUUUGGUAGGACCAAUAUUGUUUGUUUUUUAUCACUUUUCAUUAGAUAGUUUUCUCAUUCCAUUUACGUGCCUCAUGUGUUUUAUUUAGCAAUACCGACCUGCUUCGAUUGUUCACAUUCCUACUACGUAGGUCUUGCCUCCUUAAGUGUGCACACACAUGGACUGAUAGGAUCUCUAGCUCAGCCAAUAUACAUGGGCCACUAGUGUAUUUUUUUAGUAUACCAUGUUUUGACAAAGGAAGUUGUAUUGAAAUGGUUAUAAUUUGUAUUUAUUUCGUGCCUAAGAAGAUUUUCUGAUUGGGAUCUGGUGACGUGAAAAGUGGCUGCUUGCAAAUGUCAUGCAAGACCCCUGUAAGCUGUUGGAGGAUCAUAGGUCUCAGAUUUGUGCAUCAGCAUAGAUAAGUUGGUUUCGUUAUGGCUUAGAAGCACGAGACCUCUGACAGCAGCAGCAGGCUGUGUAGGAAAUCAGAAUUUGUACUGGCACUCAUAAGCAACAUUGACAGACUGAUUGGGUUAUGCCAGAAGAAUAAGUUAACAUAAGAAUCCUCUUCAUUACACAUAGUCCAUGGCUGUGUCACUUUACCAAGUCAUGAUUUGUGCACUCAGGCCAUUUCCAUUUUUGAGGGGGUGAUGGUUUUAAUAGUUCUUUUUACUACCCCUUCAAUUUUAUUUAUUUAAAAAUUCCCAUCGCGCCAUUUUUGCUUCCAUGCUCUGUGCAGCAUCUCUGAGAGCUGACUUGAAAAACAGUGAAUUUAAAAAUCAGACAAAAGCUCUCCUUGGCCAACAAACAAAAAUAUGUGCACAGUGCAGAUUUGUAGCAAUUUCUACGCUCGCAUUUCUUGCACUGCAUUCCUCCUGGCUAGCAAGUUUCCAGCAGUAGGUGUAGCCCUAGUAUUGUGCAUCUGCGCGAGAGCAGCUUUGAAAUAAGUUGAGCCAGUAGCCUGAAGUUGUUAACGCCUCACUGCAAGUGCUGAUGUAAUUGCACAGCCUUUUUGAUACAUAUACAUAUCAAUUUAAAUAGUUAUAAGGCACAGUGUGCACAUGUAUAAGGAAACCAGGCAGAGAAAAAAUAUAUUGCUUUAAGUGGAUUAAAAAUCUUAAAUAAUUCUGUUUCGGCAUGCAUAUGGGUAGGCUUGUUUGGAUAGUUUUUAGCAGUUGGAACAAAUCAUUGUUUCAGGGCCUGUGAGCUUUCUUUCUUUCGUCAAAGAAUGCAUGAAACCUUUAUGCAGUAGGCUCUCAAUAAUUCAAAGUAGAGGGGAUCCCAAGAUUCUGUUUGAAUAUUCAAAAGCUUUACAGCUAUCGUAAAUAUGACUCGCGGCAGUAUAUCAACUUAUACUGUUUCUCAUGGCUGCAACAACGUCAUUGACAGCUGUGCAUUACUGUGAUGCUUGUUCAGAAAUCAUACUGGUAUUUUGACUCAUUGCUCGUAUGUACAUGUGUAAUUAAGGGACAAAGUGUACCAUGUCACAUGAUCACUGGUAGCCCUUUUUAUAUGUUAGUACACUAUUUAGCGUGAUACUUGUGCACUACAGUGAAGAUGACUCAAGAAGCACUCAGCAUGCAAUAUAUCGAAACCGGCCUGUCUUGGUUCUUUUUUUUUUUUUUUCAAGCAAAGUUUAUUAGGGCUCACUGAUAUGGGGCAGUGUUGUACGCGAAAAGUUCAGUGCUAGUGAGCUGCCAGAAAUGCGCCUAUACACGUUGCACUAAUCACGUGGGUAUGGGCAGUGUUUCAGUAACUCUUUUGAUCAUGGGCUAGCAUCAGCCGUUUCUGAUGUGGCACUCGGAUUCUUUAUUGAGGGGUCUUGUCAUUUCUUGUCACCACAUUUUGUUGCUACCUGAACAUAAAUGUUGCGUGCAGCAAUUGUCAUGUGGGUGAAGAAAGGGAGACUAGAUAUAUUAAAAAAAGAAGAAAAGAAAUGAACAUCAGGCAUGCACAUACCAAGUGUUGCUUGCCUCCCUUUUUUCUGGGAGGGCAAGUACUGGAGAAUUAUUAUUAUUUUCUAUCCGGGGUCAACAUGCUAUUAUCAGUGCAUGCAGUUUGGGUGCUUUGUAGGCAAGUAAUGAAAAUGAUUUGCCAAUGUUUAACAUAUGAUAAUGCAAGUUUGCAGCUAGAAGUGACAAAGACAGCAGGUAUAUUCCAGCAUAGACAAGCGAAAAGUAUGAAUUAACUGAAUUUGUGCCCUGAGGCAGUUAGAAUUAAAUGUCCUGAAGGGGGUCAUGCACCACCCCUCGACUUGUUGAAAAAAACAUAUCCUGUGGAAAGCAGACACACUAUGAACUGUUCAGGCAAAUAUUGCAGCUGUGUGGGUCGCGUAAAGGUUACAAUCAGAGCAUCAAGUGGCUGUUUUUUCAGGUGUACUCUUGUCAAACAGGCCGGUUCUCACCUCCGUCGAUGGGCGGGCAUCCGUCAUCAAUGUCACAUUUCUGUCACUUUACGUCCCAAAAGGUUAAUGGCCAAUAGCUGACAUAAAUCAAGAGCACUGUCUGGCUCAGAUGGGCUUGUUUCUGUUAACUCUGUGUAUAAUUGUUGUAGUUACAGUAUGAAAUAUAAAAAAGCUUCGUUGCAAGUUUUCAAAGAGAUGACUCACUUCCAGUAAAGGUCAAUUGUCAUCUGCUGAACGUAGCGCCACUGUAUGUUUGAACGAGUGUGCAUAGUGAUGGAAGUUUGCUUGGGAGUUGUAUGCAACUCACAUCUGAGGUUAUGCUAGCAUGUUUUUCGACAAAGCAUGCCAGAUAUACAUUUAGAUUCUGUGCGACUCAUAACAAAUGAGUUAACUAUCACCUGUUAGGUUGUCGCGUGCACUGAGAGACAGGGAUCUGUAUUUUCAAACAAGGUGAUGAAAAGACAGGCCACAGGAAUGAGCUAUUAUGUAAAAACACUGCAUUUCGUCUUUGAUGUGUCGUGUAGUGGUAGCAUGUCAGCUUCACAUUGCGGCAAGUACUGCAGAUGGGGGGGAGUUGGCGCAUGAUUAAAUUGUAAGGUUAUAGCUCAGCUUUAUUUGAGCAUGAGAAAGGGAAAUACAGACAACAGGAUGAGCGCUCAUCCUGUCUGUAUUUCCCUUCUUCACUGGCUUUUUUUUCUUCACGCUCAAACAGAGCUGUGCUAUAACCUUACGGUUUCUUCACGUUGCAAUCUGCGUCAACGGGCUGAUAUCAAACCUCGCUCACUCAGUUUCUUUUUUUUUUUUAUAGUCAGAAUCACGAUCUGACCACGACCAGAAUUUUCAGAAACUUCUUGAAAGCCAGAUUUCGGCCGAGAACAAGUCUGCCAUGUGUCAGCGUCGAGCGUGCAUUGUGCAGUGUGCUGGCCUCCCAGUAUUCUGUGCCAUACUGGUCCAAGAAAUAUGUAAUGCGCUAGGACAGAGCCACUGGGUAUUUAAAUAGGGUACCCUGUGACAAGUGCUUGCAUUGUGGCACCUGUGCUUGUGAGGAAACAUGAACGUAUCCACCGAUUUAUUGACAGUUAUGCUAUAGUGAACUAGAUAGGGGUAGUGGGACGAGCAGAGAGUGAAAGCAAUCAGCGGCGGUGAGGCGAAACAGACGAAA
This is a messenger RNA of Rhipicephalus microplus (southern cattle tick), 7116 nucleotides long. RefSeq names its product LIM domain kinase 1. Gene Ontology annotation, biological process: protein phosphorylation; actin cytoskeleton organization. The record is from RefSeq and is a predicted model, not a curated record. NCBI's taxonomy places the organism in Eukaryota, Metazoa, Arthropoda, Arachnida, Ixodida, Ixodidae. Gene Ontology annotation, cellular component: nucleus; cytoplasm. Gene Ontology annotation, molecular function: ATP binding; protein binding; nucleic acid binding.